Spirometra erinaceieuropaei is the source of this 36710-nucleotide messenger RNA. The record is from the annotation of a GenBank genome assembly. Lineage: Eukaryota; Metazoa; Platyhelminthes; Cestoda; Diphyllobothriidea; Diphyllobothriidae.
AUGUUUGGGAUACUGAAGACGAAAGCUGAAAACCGAAAGGCCGUAAAACCAAGUUUGUUUAAAUAUAUCAAAUUAUGCAAAUUACCUAGAAAUAACCGCAGCACCGGCUUGAAGGUACCGUAAUAAAAUUUUUGCAUGCGAUGAAGUUAAUUGGACUUUAAUAUUGAACAGUUUGUUCCUAGUAUAUUUUUUUAUAAUAUAUUUAAUAUUCUCGCUUUCUAUUUAGCUGUCAAUUAUUUAAUUUUUUAGUUUUUUGAAAACAAUAACUUAUCUGAGUCAAUGCAUUUAGUUAUAAGAGAGAAUGGCCAAAAGUCGCUGUUUCGCACUGAAUUUCUGCAAAAGCAUUUCACUUUACACAACAUCAAUUAUCUUCUGCUUGUAUGGUUGUAAAAGCCAUCUUUGUUUUGAUCUUAGCCUAUUUGCCUCACUGAGUCGGCUUUAUUGGUUUCGGAGACACUAAUUAGCCCUACGCACCGAUCCGCGAAAAACGCGCUGUGAAAUCUAUCCCACGUUUAGCGACCACUACUCGCCAGAAUCCUUAGUUUACUUUCAUGUCGAGGUUAUGCAUGUACACAAUAGUGGAGACGAUAUAUCGUCUCCAAUUAUUACGUUAUACCGGAAUUUUAAAAAUAGUUAAUCUAUAGACAGUUGAAAAGAUAUGUGCUCAAAUCAGCAUUUUUGUCGCAUCAAUAUGGCCCUUGAAAUUUCCGCAACGCUGUUGUAAUAGUCCCGAAUUCUCUCAUUAGAAAGAGUGCAAUUGUCAAUGCUAGGAAACUACAUAGCCUCUAUUAAGUCACUGAAGGGAAUUAUUUUACAACCAUUUAGGGAUUUCUUGACUUUGACAGGCGAAAUCAUAUGGGACUGUCGUCCAUGAGCGCACAAGUUGUAAUUGGAAACCAUGCGCAUAGAUAAAGUGUUUGACACACUCUUUCAUCAAGCCAAACAUCAACAGAAUACGAGCUGCUUUGAAGAAGAGCUGUGAUAAUUAUUUCGUGUGCACAUUUUCUACGAUCUCACUGAAUCCCUGCAAUAAUUGCAGAUUACCCAGAAGCAUAAACACUUUUCAAGUUGUAAAUUAUGAAGAAGUUGCAAGGUUUAAGUGCGUUAUGUCACUGCGAAAAAGUACCGAGUAAUAAUGCUCCUUCUCCCAAUCGUUGUUGCAACUUCAUUUAAGUGACUUUUUGAAAUCAAACGCCCGUCAAAGUAUUUUUGUAGAUCUCACAUGAUUUUCAGCCUCCAAGGUAGGUAGCUUGGAAUAAAAUAGACAUCUAAUUCUGACCGUCUCAUAGCUCUUGCAUACGUCAGCGAUGCUGACCUUGUUUGCGAACAGUAGUCUGCUUGGCAGGCGAUAGCCAUAUUAUUACUAGAUUGUGCUAAUUUUUCUUUCUGUGGUUAACUGCAUACCAAGAGGUGUUUACCGCACGAUUGAGCCCCUGCGUUCUCGUGCGAUGUCUAGUUCGUUAGGUAUGACGAUAAGUCACAAAGGCCUGUGGCUGCUAAAGCUUUGUAAUAAAAAAUCUGUUGGCGUCAAAUAUUUUUCGGAAAUAGUGUGAAUAAACUUCGAUUGGAUAACUGUCUGGAAUACUCUGCGUUUUAGAGCGCUUGGAAAAUAUAUGAGACCGACCUACUGAACAUUAGUCAAAACUGAAGGCAUGAAGACUGUCUUACCAAAUCAUUAUGCUGUCAUGAUUAGGCUACAGGUUUUCAUAUACCCAGUUUGGUAUUUAUAUUCAAAAAAGACCCAGACAACUUUCGAUCUUAGAAUUGUUAACGGAUGAAGGAAAUUGUGUAGCAGUAAAUUUUGACCAGACAGGCACCAAAAUUACAUCACGCCUGUAAAAUCAUCUCCCUGCAGCGUCAGCAAGUUACUCAGAUAGGUACGUCUUGGACACUUUUGUAUUUCGAAAUCCGAGAAAUCCGAUUGUUAAACUCCGAUACUUUCCCGGCACAGCCGCCGAGUUGCAGUGUUGGCAUGAGACUCACCUUCGGCGAAAAGAGGAGAUCGUUCACUACUUUCAGCGUUGUGAUUUACGUUAUGCUUUAUGUCACCGUCGGCAUUUGUGAUAAUGAUACUCUCAAAACCACGUUUAAAUCUAGCCAGUAGCACUUGACUGGACAAACCCAGACCUCCUAAGUGAGGUUUUGAGGUUUGACCGAAAGACAGACCAUUGAUCGGAGCCGUCUCCAGUAUUUUCAAUAAACUGGUAGAGACCUAAUGCCUUUAGUUCCCGAGACGACCAGUAAAUCACUUGGCCAUCGCAAAGGAAUGUCAGCAAAAGUACAAAGUAAUCAUAUAAGCGAAACUGGUAUACAAAGUGAGGAAAAACAUGCAGUGACACACCUAAAUCAACGAAACGCCAGAUGGAGGGGGAAGGAGGGCGGGGAUCUAGGCAUUAAACGCAGCACAUUUCUGUCGAAGUACUUUCGAUAAGAAUUACUUUGUUAGAAAUACUUUCAGACAACAUAACUAUAACGAUGGCUCAAACUACCGCGCUUUCUGUCGGACGCGAGCAUUACUCACACACGCUCUUUGGACCCUAACUGAAGUAAGUGAAUACGUGGCUAGGACGUAUUCAAAGCCGCCAGCUGUCAUUUCGCGCCGAUUGUAUUUUGAAUUAUCUUUAGACCGUAGACGUUCGUUGAGUCUGGCGCAGUUGGGGACAAAACGGCUAGAUUGUAAAAACAGGAGGAUUACGGUGGAUGUGGACAACCAAACACGCACUGGAAGUGGGGUGGCAAAAUGAUAACUCCCAGGUCGAGGUCAAUUUGACGGGACUUAGUUAAACUGUCGAUUUGGGUGGGGCUGAAAGUCGCGCAGGCGAUGGCGACAUUGUGAAUCGGCGAUUGCUUGAGUCAUCGACCCCUGACCCACCGUCUAUCAACAAACGCAACUAUAUGGCAAAUCCCACUAGAUUCUAGGCGUUUUGCAUUAACAGAGUUACUAGUUACGCGUAGGCGCGAGGGUAGUCAUUGCAUCUACUGCUAGGUACUUAUUAUGACAUUCAUCUGCAUUGAUGGUGAUACCGAAACGCUCGACGAAUUGGAUGCGGACAGCAAAGUUUUAAUCAUAUAAAGUGUGAAACAUUGCAAGAGAUGCGUGAGACACCAAUUAAGUAGAGAAGUUUUUAAAACAACAACACUCCUCGGAAAUGCGUCAGGCUGUACCUGGUAAUGGGUUCCAGAGUGAAUCCGAAAUGACCGGCGAUCCAAUCCCCUCCUCGAACGCACGAAUAUGCAACCAAGGUAACGACUCUCAAAAUGACCCACGAGGCAGUAUGAUAAAUGCUAGCUUCCAGAAAUAAAACCAUGUUCCGGAAUAGGUAGUGCCUUCUUGCGCUUUCAGAUAAUCUGUUCCUUAUAAUGACUCAGUCGAGCAGCAACAAUUUCUUCUCAACUGGACAAACAGGACGAAACCAGCGUGGAAGCUAUCUAAAUGUGCUUACUCUUGUGUUUUUUAUUUCAACUUUUAGCUAGGGUUCACUUCCCAGGCCCUGACAAUGGGUGCCGACUACUAUUAUCUUUUGGCCAUUAACGCUGAUGCAACGCAGGAUGAGAUUCACAGGGCGUAUGUUCCUUUUCGGUCGAAUAACUUCUUCUAGAUACCGACGAUUGGCCCUGAAGUACCACCCUCAACGCAAUCGAGGAAAACCAGACACAUAUGAGAAGUUCUUUUGGAUCUCAGAGGCCUAUGAAGUGUUGAUUGACCCUCAACUUCGGGCUAGGUAUGACCAGUACGGUGAAGAAGGCCUCAAACAUGGUGCACCAUUUCAGACCUGCAUGCCUGAAAAGUAUGCCUACCACGGCGAUCCCUAUAGGACAUUUCAAAACUACUUUGGUGGCACAAAUCCAUUCCGAGGUAAGUUGUGGGUUUUGUGAUAGAAGCCGAACUCUGAGAGCUUGAGCAUGAAGUCGAUUUUGUUUCCCAGACAUUUGAACUGCACAUAUUCGGGUGUUAAUAAAAGUGGUUAAAUCGACAGCCUGCUACAAUAAUAAGGGUUGUACUGACAGCACAAGGCAGAGAGUGAUCGAUAUGCGGAGGGCGUAGACGUUCGUUGCGGUUGUAGGCUAUGGCCUGUCGGUAGCUUCUUCAACCAGGUCCGCCUUCUGCAGUAACUGUUACUGAGGAUUCAAAUUUGGUUUCUUAGCAAAGCGCAGUGCUUCAGCGAACAGUUGUUGAUUCUGUAAAGCGCUACACCUCUCUACGGGGGCGUCAAUCGCAUUAUACACCUUGCCAUCUCAAUCUCUGUUACUGUUACGCCUUUCCUCUUCGAGAUGUGACCGAAAAACCUGGGAAACCUGGUUCACCGCCAGACUGAUGUCGGAUCCGUAAACCAGAACCAAAUAAUUUUUUCCUCAAAUCCGGCACUUGAGUGUCCUAAAAGAGGUGACUCGUCCUGGUGAUGUAUAGAGUUCCGGCACCAAAAGCAACGGGCCUGUCCGCUACUUUGUCUUUGCGUGUUCCUUACUUCGUUUUCAUCACCACUUUUAUCAAUGUACUAUAAAUUACAUGAGCUGAACUCAUGACCUACAGCAUUACACCUCACGAUAGGAAGGCUGUUGCCCUGAUAAUUUUCAAACGGGUUAUUCCUCAGAUCUUUCGCCGAUAACCAUUCCUACUAACUCUAAAUGUUACCGAUGUAUGGUGACGGCGCUUGCACCUCCGUUCAUCCGACUUUGGUUUUUCGAACAGCCUGAGUUAUGCAACAGAGUUGUCAUGCUAACAGUUUAUCGCGGCCACAGUGACGUCUGGUUUGCUGAAGCGUGUCCAAAUUCUUUGGUUGGGGUUUCGUAAUAAGAUGCAUUUAUGCCAUUGUGACUAAUUUCUAUUUAGAUAGACAGGGAUUCCGGAAGCCAGUAGAUUAUGGUGAAACAGGCUGUGAGGUAGCAAACAUGACUUGUGCGUAAUGCCAAAGUGGCUGGCUUCAGUCGACCUCCUUUCGCUGACGUAAUUAAACAAAAGCACUACUUAUAAAACGCCAGUAAGAAAAGCAGUUUGCAUAAAGGUUUAGGCGAGUUUUUUACAAUCCGCGAUAGUGGUCGUCAUAAAGAAGAAAAUUUGCUUGGUCUGGUAGCAAUUUCCUUGCUUUAUUGGGAGGACGACAACAGGAAUGUAAUCCAAAAAAUAAAUAUGUUUUUAAUUUUUCAGAAUUUCCACAAGAAAUGGAAAUUGAGCAGAUGGAGAACUUUGGCCGCAAGGAUGGACGCGGCCAACCAAAGAAGGGUGACCCGACAAUUUGCGAUCUCCUGCUGACCCUCGAAGAAAUUUACAAUGGAUGCAUCAAAAAGAUGACUAUAACACGCAGGGUGAGUUAAAUGGUACUUAAAUUUGCAAAGUCGAGACUGAAAUUGCAGUAAUAACUGAAGUAAUUUUAUCUCGCAUGAGUGGUGAAACGAUAUAAGCACUUGCGAUGUGUAUAUUUGCUUGAUAAAUUCACUGGGUUUACUCUGUCAACUUUAAGUGGCUGACGGGUUAAAUGUAGCAUUGUGGGGGUAACCGUCCUUUCAGCGAACGCCAAGCCAAUGGUGAUAACUUAAAUAUGAGCUUGGAGAGAAUUCAGACCGCGUAUUUCAAAUCUGAAGGGAGUAGUUAGUGAUUUCAUCCUGAAAGGAAGGCACAAGGGAGUGAAACAAUCCAUAAAUAGUGUUUUGGUCCGGUGCAUAACUUCAUCCUUCACAACAGCUUGGUCGGGCCAGGCGUCAUAUGCUCCUGCUUCAGUCAAGGCGUUCAUCUAACCCCAUUGAUGAGACAUGGGAGUAGGAACCGCUGCAAAACAGGGGGCUUUGGGGCAAUAUUCGAGAGCUGGCAAGUAUUCCCGUGUGCAAAAUUUACUCCUGACUCUAUUCCUAUCUAAAACCUGGUAGGAUGUGGUUAUGUAGCUACACCUGAAAGACACAGUACUGUUGACCUACCUAAUUAUUUUGAGCUGGUGUGAUUACGUUGGUAUGGCGUUUCCGCGCUUUGCAGUGUGUGUUCUUUUAGCGUCCUUGCGUCUUUGUUGCCGUGUCUACCCUUUUUGACCCAAUGCAGGUGGUUCUUGUUGACUUUCGGCCUGUCGUCUCCUUCUGACUUUCGCGUUGGCUGUUUCAAGGUUAGGAUCUACGGCUGCGGUCAAUGAUUAGGGUUGGGGUUAGAAUUAGGGGUUCAGGUUUAAGGUAAGGAUUAGGGAUGAGGGUUGGCGGUUAAGGAUAGGGGUCAGGGCAACUAUUUCUCAACCGCUUAAAUAACAACAAUGCAUACCCAAUAGUUUUCUUUUUGCAUGCAAUAAAUUGACCUCGUCGCCUGUGCGUUCCCCGGCCCCAGCUGUAAAAACUCCUAUUACCACCGGUCCCAUAUUAUAGAUGACUGGGGUUUAUUAACCUCAGGUACGGCUAAAUGAGCACAUCUGAUCCAAAAGUUUAACCGUGGCCGUAACCCUAACCCCGACCUUCACAUUAAACCUAAUUUCUUUGGAAAUUUUCGUAAAUUCAUCGAAAUAUGGAAGGUUCCUAUCCCUAUGCCUUGCCGGUCUUGCCAGAGAGAAUAUCUCAACGAAUGAAACCUAAAAGGCUUCUGCCGGAACUUCGGGCCAUCGAUCCGGAUUCCAGAGCUAACUGGUGCAUAGUCUAAAAACACAAAAAAUGGGUCUUCUGCCGAACAUGCACAUUUGCCUAUUUUUAUGCACACUCUGAAUCCCCAACUGACACGAAGGCGACUUCACUGGAAUGCAUCCUAACUAACAGAGAAUGUCUGAUCGUCUUUUUACUCUGACAUAGCAGCUGCUUUCGAGUAGGCAUUUAAAUAAACGUACUACUUUGGAACCAUGCAGUCGGCAUAUUUAAACCCGUUUCUUGCACGCCCGGUCACAACGCAUGGACAACCGAGGAUGCGUCUACUACGUGAAUUUAGUCAACGAGGAGAAUAACAGGAAUUUUGCUGCAACCACUGUGAGGAAGAGUAUGGCCGCAAAAGAGGUCAGUUAUCCAGACGGACUUCCCUAGGUGCGAAGAAGAGUCAUUUUAGUGUGGCACUAGCGCCCAACACCUUUUUCCGGACGCAGCCAUUAAUAAGUAAUGCAAAGGUGAGGGAGAGAGAGGAGAAGAGACUUAUUUGUCACUUGAUAUGUUCAUUUCCUCAUGCAAGCCAAUGUCCAAAAUACGUUUUGCUCCUCGGUUAUUGAUGAACAAGUGGGUGGCAGUAUGAUGCUAAAAAGAUGCACUGAGGUUGGCUUACCCAGGACCUUCGCUAACGUUAAGAAACCAGUGCCUAUGGAGCACAGAGGUUUAGCAUUGUAGCGUUAGAAGACACUAUACUAGCAGCGCAGGUGCAAGCUAGACCUCAGUGCAGACUGAUUUACUACAAGUUAGCAGUACAUUUCUGAGGAGAUUAAAAAGCAACAAUUUUUAGAUGGGAGUAUCUACCAGAAAACACACACAGGAAGGCUGGGGGACUCACUGAAGAACUGAAGUCCUCGCGGCUGUUCCAUGCAGCGGCAGAAUAUCGACGAAACACGCGCGUCUGGGCUUUUAGCUAUUAUCUGUGCUCUUAGUAUGGUAUCUCAUACGAAUAUACUACUAACUGCCUCUAGGCGGUUGAAGAAUAUUAAGCGGCUAUCCCGCUGUGGCUGAUGGACUUCGGCCCUGAUAUUCGUACAUCAAAUUUCGAUCUACGCAUACAGACCUUAGUUUAAACUGAUAUACCUCAAGUUAGCAGUUAAUUCCCGAGGAAGAAAAAAAGCAACAAUUUAACAUUCAUACUUUGUCCAGGCACAAACUCGAGUCCACCUGGCAGACAAAAGGUUUAUUUCCCCCACAGACUGAUGGUACUAAACUAAAUGAGCCGAUUUGGAACGGAGACCGCAAGGUACUGGUUCAAAAUAUCCCUGGACGUCACUUUUGGCAACGAAAGGAAACCUUUUGUCAAACCUAUCACGAGACACUGUCUGUGGCCCUCAACUGCCUCAUCUCUCCCCAACCGUUCUCAGUUACUACCACCGCAAAUCUGUGCACUACCGACCUCUCGAAUCAGAUUUGGAGUAUUCAUAUCAAAAUUUGACAUCUUCCUAGAAUUGUGCCGCGAUUUUUGACGGUCGUCAGCGUGCAGGAAAUGUUGUUAGGUGUGGAGAAAGUGUUUCAAUGCACAAUUUUCAAACCUAAUGCAAACGGUUUUAUCCUCAUUCACACGAAGGAGAGACCCAAACCAGCUUGUAGGAUUUACAGAUAUCACCCACUCCCCAUCGGACUGCAUAAGUAGUAAAGUGUGAUAACUGUGUUAUGUUGUUCACCGGCCCUGAUCAGAUUGCGUAGAAGAACUCAGUACUAUAGCAUGACACCAAGACGAAGUCAGUAAUCGUGCUUGAUAGUGACUGAUUCUACCUAACUAAUCCUCGAAGGCCGUGUCAGUAGGUUUAGAGUGGAAUAUCAUUCCACUGCAUAACAAUACCAUCUCUCGGAAAAAAUGUGGUUUUGUUUGUGAAAUGCCAACAACCGCAAAUAAGCUGAAAGUAGGCAUGCUAAUCUCCCGCUAGUUUUUUUUAACAAAUCUGUCAGUUAUUGUUUAAAACAGUUGUUAGAGUCGCUCUUCUCUCCUUACGGGGCACAGAGACUAGACGGAUUGUUGGCAAAAAAACUGCCCAGAAUAAAUUUAGAAAGAGUUAUGCGCAGAAAGUCUCGUGCAAUGCACUCAUCGAUGCCAGCAGCUGCGCAGUAUAUAUAUGUCCGUCAAACUAUUAGCUUAUUUUCAUGAACGCCAUCAUCAUCAUCAUCAUCAUCACCAUCAUCAUCAUCAUCAUCAUCAUCAUCAUCAUCAUCAUCAAUUAUCACCGCCCAUUGCCGCGGCCACCACUGGCACCAUAACCGUCCUCAGUAUUACUAAUGUCUCUCAGGCAAAGCAAGGCUUAGGUUUCGCACACAAGACUUCUAUACAUAUAUUUGGAGAUUUUUCGUGUUAUUCGGGAAGGGCCGCUCAGGUCACUUUCAUAUACCUCUACAAGGCAAACAAAAGUCGUCAUUUGGAAUUAACCCAAUCGUAUUAUCGUUUUAUUUCGAAUGCAAGUUAAGAUAAAAUUCAUUACAAAAAUUCGGACUUCGUAAGCGGAAUGAUUGCGGCCUGUUUUUCAACCUUUAACAAACACGAGGUUCGUUUAUGAGUUUAUUUUCCAAACUGCAACAACAUCCGACGUGUUAAGCAACACAGAGGCCAUCUAAUUAGUUGAAAUUUGACCGAUUUAACCGACUAGCAAGCGCUCGUUGAAACCAGUUUGGCAUUCUGCGUCAAAACAGUAAGGCUAUCAUGAUUGUUUGAGUAACUAAUCCAGCCCCCUUCAUUGGGUUUUAAGACAACAUACUGUCAAAUAGUAUAGUAGCCCAACGGCUUUUACCCAUGAACUAAUCGCCUUUACCCAUCUUAGCUUGAAAAAAGGGCCUUAUAUAAUGCAGACAAUAGAAUUAUGGGUGCAGAAUGUUCGUAGAUAAACUUUUUCACAUAAAACGCCGGCGAAUGUAUUAACUCUCAAGUACAGACCAUUUCAUGGGACCUCGUCUCGAUGCUAGCUGUGACCUCACUCUCGAACGAAAGAAUCAUCACCUCCAAAAUCGCAUCAUGAUUCAGAAGGCGUAAAUUACUCGAUGAGGAAUAAAAACAAAGAAUGUUGGUGAUUUGAGUGGUGUGGAUGGGGCGCUGUCUCGUUUGGUGUCGUUUCAGUUUAAUCAGUAAAUGGGGGAGACUUACGCAGCAUCCGCCUCAUUUUAUGGCUCCAGGCGUCGAGACAGUGACAAAACAAUCGAAGCUUGACUCGGGCGCAGUGACUGAGACAGCUUAACCGCUCGCUCGUGUGUGUCAUAUUCAUGAUUUGGUUCCGAUCAAAUGCACCCGGCUGGCUCAGAGGUCACACGGAUGGAAAUGUCAUGAAGGUCCCAUUGUUAGGGAGACACUGCAAUGUGACUCUUAGUCUUGAGGAAACCCGCGUUACGAUGAUAGAGGCACAAUCGGUGAAACAGGAGCUUUAUUGGCCUGCUGUUUCGGAUUCCCUAUCAAAUCCAUCAUCAAAGACAGAGGCAGAUAAGGGUGGUAAAUUGCCCAGAUGUUGCAGUAUUUAUAGGAUGUAUUUGCUUGGCUGAUAAAUCUCUAUCACAGUUGCCAGCUCCCGAAUGCAGCACGGUCCGACUGGCCGGGUGUUGAAGCAUGCAGUUGCCAUGCCGUUGCUACGCCCAUGUGAGGCGGUCAAGAUUAUCGGCCUCCACGCUCAUCGCACUCAGUCGAUAAUCUCGACCAGUACAUGAGCGUAUAGCAACGGCAUGACGACUGCAUACUUUAACACCUGACCAGUCGAACCGUGAUUCACUCGGGAAAUGCCAACUGUGAUAGGCAUGUGGCAGCCUAGCAACCACAUCCUAUAAAUAUUGCAACAGCUGGACAAUCCGCUACCCUUCGCUGGCUCUGUCUCUGAUAAUGAAUUCAAGGGAGAAUGCAAAACGCCAGGCUAAUAAAGUUCUUGUUCCAGCGAUCGUGUCCCUCUCUCCGCGACUAUUACCUGAAACUUGCGUCUUCGCUUAUAUUAGCAAGGAUCGGUUUGUUCUGUCUGGCGGCUUUUCGUGCUGCGACCGAUGGCGCGUCGUAAUGACUUCAAGUGGCUCACACUUACUGCUGUGAGGAAGGUGAUGAUGCGCCGUGGGAGGGGAUCCUCAGAAGUCGGCCUUAAUCUCUCUUCCCCCCCCCUCCCUUAUCGUGCACUGACCGACUGUCCUAGCCUAUCAACCAGCUGGACACACGUGGGAUGUGUCCCGGCUCAACAACGACCGCGAAGAUAAAAUGUCUGGCUGUUGGACUGUAUGGAAUCACGUGUGACGUUCCGUCAUGGGGUUGGAUUCCUGCAGUGGAUAACCGCUGAGACAAGUGGUUCGCGCGCGGAAAUGUCCUGGACAGAUGACAUGCGCAUAUGCGCGAAUCCUCCAUUAAUUAGCAGUAUUUUUACGUAUUUUAAACCGGGGAUUUUAUCCCCUGUGGACGAAUAAGCGCUCGUUAGCGGUCAACAUUGAAAAGAGGAAGGUAUAUUACUUCUUUCCACAAACUCGCAUCCAAAGCCCCGACAAGUGCUGAUAGACGAGGACAGGAGUGAAAACAUGUGCAUGACUAAAAGCGCGUUGGCCAACAUGAGGAUGACUUGUUUCUAAUUCAAAGACGAGGACUAAUCGGUCAGCGGUGCAGUUGUUGCGUUCGGCGGUGCGUCCGAAACCGUUCGGGGGUUCAUUAACAGAGAACACAUAAGGACGAUAACAAACGCACAGCCUUUCUGAUUUAUCAGCUCGAAAAUUGGGAAACUCAACCGAGCUGUUCAGAAGGUUGAUUGUCCUCACCGAAAGCUCAUCCUCUACACUAUAUGGACUCGACUUCGAAAGAACACAGAUAGAUGACGUAGGUUACCAACAAGACGGGGUGAAGGCUUCUGGCGGCCUGGGUAUCUGACAGCAAUUUUGCGGACUGGCGUAUCGAUCUCUCCCCACGCAUCACUCACUGCGCGCGCACUGUCAAAUGCCGCGAAACCCUUCUCGGCCAAGACGGCACACUGUCACGUGCGUCGGCGACAUCAAAAAACACAAAAACGUUCGUUACUGUUACAUGGCCGGUGGUGCCGUAGAGACGGCAUAGAGACUAUUUCUUCGCUAACCACCGACGUCACCAUGUCUCCACAAGGGAAACCUUGAAGACAUUACCAAAGUUUCUGGGUUCCAGGUGAUGAGCCCUACAACAUGACUUUUCAGAAAGAUAAUUGUCAUCAGUACAAUUUCAAGGUCAGAUGUAGUUAUGUAGUCGCACCUGAGGUAAACAAACCCCAACCCCCUGUAAUACGGAAUCGGGGGUAGUAGGGGUUUUUACAGGUGGGGUCGGGGAACGCACAUGCAACGAGGUUAAGUAGUUGUAUGCAAAAGAAAAGCUAUUGGGAAUGCGUGGUUGUACUUCGAGUGGUUGAAAAAUAGGUGCCCUAAAAUAUAACGAUAACCCCUAGCCCUGACUCCUAGCCUCAGCCCUAAACCCUAACCCUGAAACAACCAAUGCGCAAAUUAGAAGGAGACGACAGGCUAAAAGUCAAGAAGAACCACCUGCAUUUGGCCCAAAAGUUAGACACGGCAACAAAGACACAAUCCCCCCAACAGAGCACAAAUCGCAACGCAUAGCAACGCCAUACCAACGUAAUCACAUCAACUCAAAAUAAUUAAGUAGGCCAACAGUACUGUGUCUAUCAGGUGUGGCUACAUAACCCCAUCUUACAAAUUUUAAUAGCUCACUUCACAUAAGGAUCCGCAAUGGUUAUAUGAAUCAAUGGAGAAGGACGCUAACAACAUGACCGACUUCUCAGUCUUCGAAGUCAGGCAUCAUGGCACUGGCUGUUUACCAAACGUUGGCAUCUGAAAUGAUUUAUAUACUUGUAAACGUGCAGUUGUCUUUAUGAACCAUCACCUUUAAGCGAAAAUCCGUACACAUAUUUCGCCUCGGGAAUACCAUUAUUACAAUCUGAAUUAUACAGUUUUCGCUAAACCUGAUUGGCCCUCGUGGUUGACGGGCGAUUUUUAAUAGAAACUUCAUUCCCGCCAGGGCGCUAUCUGCCGUCUUUAGGGAAUGAAGCUUUAACCUCCUUGCUGGAGAGUUAAAGGUCUAAUAAAAGAGUUGAAGUCGACGCCGUAGCUGCGUAAUACCAACGUUGUUGGCGGAGGGGGGGGGACGCGCGAUGCAUGCUGCUGCUAUCGUGCGCGCGAGAGAGAGAAAAAUUAAAACUGCCCAGAAGUCCGCAAACCCCUGACGGCGGGAACGGAGUCCUGAGAAGGCUGGGAUUUUGGGAAGUGGCUUUUCUGCCCUGCUGGCAGAAUGGUAGUAAUUUAACGCGUAGGCAGAAGAGAAUCCGCAUCCACCACGGCCACUUUAGACGCUAAAUGAUAGCUACGUCUAAAUCGCGUCGGGUCGCACUGUGUUGCUGCUCUGUACUUUAUCUUCUUGACCGAAAGUAGCCUUUGGCCUUUCUUUGUCUUGUCUUCCUUCCACAGGUUCUCAACAAAGACAGCGAUACGACUGAAAUCCAAGAGAAGAUUCUCACUAUUGAGGUCCUUCCCGGCUGGUUGGAGGGCACGAAAAUAAUCUUCGCCAAUGAGGGCAACCAAGGACCUAACACGAUUCCAGGUGCGAAGCAACAGGUUUGCCUGUGUUUUGGGAGAAUGAGAAUGUAUUUGCAGUCUCGCCUCAUGGUAAGUUUGUCUGCUAAAUGAGAGGAGAUGCAAUGGCCGAGAAGCAGUGCUUACGCUUUUGGCCCGAUGUAGUCGCAGCCCACAUCCUCAGGGCUAACGGCAGGAAGUGGAGGUGUCGGAUGCUGCCAUUUAAACACUCCCCUCAUUAUUUAUGAGUCUUCUCAAGGAGUGUGUAUCUGCAAGCGGUUUAUAUCAUCGCGGUGACUGAUAGUGCUUUAACCCUCGAUGGCAGGCUUCUAGCCAUUACCUCCGUAUGGAAAACCACUUAAUAUUUGUACAUUACUGACUGCCUGUUGAAAGUUUGUGGAAUUUCCUUGGCUAUUCUGCAGCAACUGAUCAAUUUCAGCUCAAAUCUUCAUAUAUAACUUUUCUAACUCAGCCUAAAAACCUUUGUUCUAAAGGAUCAAACUCAUGCUUGCGCACUAAAUUCCUCGGAAAUUAAGGAAGUCAGUCAGAUAUCACUUUAGUAUUUACUGUGUACUCUGUGUAUGCGCUUGCUGUAAACAAUCAACAAAGGACGUCAAAAUUGACCAAAGUGGAAAAUAUAUAAAAGAAAAGAGGGGUGCUUCCAGUGAUUGCAGAAAGCAGAGGCUACUGCGUUCCACAUUUCUAGCCAAUGAGAAGUUGCGCUUUACUGAGAUUAGCCUCAAUCGCGGUGGUCGUAGAUUACGUAGGGAAGUUACAGGUCAUUUUAUGGCACUCUGUUUUCGUUUCACAAAAUAAAGUGCCCCAACUGGUAGAGGAGUGCUCACCGAUCGCGCUACGGAAUUCGCUCGUCCUGUUGCCUUUUGGGGCUAUCUGUUGUGAUCUAUCAGCAGCCACACAGCGGUGCGUACUAAAGACUGAAUAACAUUACCGGCAAAGACAAAGCAGAUCGAAAUGGCCAUUUCAGACUUAUAAGCCGUCAGCAGCCAGUCAUACCCAGCCCUGAGGUAAGGAACGUUGGCCUUCUAACCAACAGGUCGCGAAUCGAGCCCCAGGGGUUUCACACCUCUGGGUUGUUUAUGACUGACUGGCGACGGCUAAUAAGCCAGAGGCGGUCGUUCGAGUCUCCCUUGUUCUUGCCGCUAACGUUAUUCGGCCUAGUAAGCAGUCUAGAAAUGGUGUAUGAAUGUAACACUAUUCUAAUGCUUAAAUGGAUAUAAGUUCUGGUCUCAUUUUCAGCUUCAAAGGUAGGGUUUUUAAGUAUCAAAAGUGGAAUGAACCGGCGGCAAAUACUGUCAUCUACAGUCACUGAUGCCCCUACCUGAGGCCGUGAAGACCUCAGAAUUGACCCCAGCCGGGAGUCUAGGGGUAUGUUAGACGAGCUAAAGAUUCAGACGUAGAUGACUGUGGUUAGGACCGUCUAACAUUCAGUAUGAAUGAGAUUCACGAGGUUACCGCCUGCUUGUCGAACAGAGUACGAUGCUUCCGCUCCCUAUGCGAUCGUCUUCAUUGAUAAGACAGUGGUGGUAGUCAUUGAUGCAGCCGGAAACUAGCCCAAGCGUAUUGUUUGGCAUUAACAUAGCAAUACUUGUUAAUACUCACUCGCUAGAAUGACAUGAGUGGACACACCCACGACUAGGGGCAACUGAAACGAAGAAGAUGCAACCGCCAGAACUACAAUUUUAUUCGCCCCUCUGUCUGAGAUGUCAGACGAGCGAACUCCUUGUUCUGGUGGCCGCGUCUUCUUUCCAAUUGUUUCUUGGAAUUGACAUUGUUUCCGCCACCUUCCUCUCAGCUGUAUCCAGCCCUGUCGAAGCUCUGGUCGGGUUUCCCCCGCCGUAUGUAGGCUGCCUCCAGGUAGCUCAGUAGCCGAGUUGUUCGUGCUCAAACCAAUACUCGAAAAGAAGUUUUGAGGUCAACCAAAUGACCAUUAUUAAGGAGGUGUUUUGUUACAGAAGACGGUGGAAUCUUAUUCUCCUGCUUUAGAAGCCAUUUAGAUAGGUGCUAAACUGCCCUGGCUGCCAGUUGCCUUCGCGUUCGCCCAGUGUAUUUGCAUCCACAAGUGCAUGUAAAUUCGUAAACACAAUUUGACAUGGCGUGCAAUGGCAGGACAUCCCUUGCCCCUGGAACUUAGAUAGCCUUACUAGGGCUGCAAAAUAUGAGUUCGGCUGAGUUGUAAGUUCUUUCAAUGGCGCAUCUCAAUCGCCGCUUGAUGGUUUUUAAGAUGUCGCACUCAUAGAGUAAGGAUAUUACAGCGGGCUUUUUCGGAACUGGUUGUUUCGUCAAUUUUGGCCGUAAACUGUUGCCAUACUUUUCAAUGAGUCGUGUUAGAUAUCCCCAUUUAAGCAGGGCUGUUUUAAGACAAGAAAUCUCAUCAUCCAACGUUUCAUUGGAGCAAAUGUUUCUUGCUCAUUGGAAUAGAGUAUAAACCAAUGUUCCUUUUCGUUGUAUCGGCACAAAGCGCCAGAAGUGCAGGUAUUGACCUUGUGGAAAACAGUUCGCCUUAUUGAACCAUCUUCCUGUCUAGUCAUGAGGACAUCCAGGAAAGAGAGCUUGUCGCACUGCUCUUUUUUCAUUGUGAAUUUUAUCUUAGGAUGGAUCAUGGCAACAAGUAGUUUUUCGGCUUCAUCGUGGCUAUCAACAAUAACAUAUAAUCCACUAUUACAUGAAUAAUCAAAGAAGUUAAUCAUAUGCGGGCAGACUGCGCUGAUACCUUUAUUGCGCUAGCGUAGGACCAGAUUGGUAGGCGGUCUCAGUUUGCCUUUUUUCGACAGGACCUGCUGCGGAUCUCUCCAGCUUCUUUCGCCUACCGCGGUCCGCGCAAUUUGAUAAUACACAAAGAUAUGAAUCGGAAUCAUUACAUAUUACGCAAAAUGCCUUUAAAUACUAAUUUGCGGCAAAAAGUGCCUUCGUAGUUUUAAAAUUGCGCCCUAAAGAAGCGUUAGAUUUGCAGCUUUUGACGGAUUUCAUAUUCAAAGCAUGAGAAAGUGAGUUUAAGAGAGGUGCAAGCGUAGCACGCGGGUAAAAUAUGUCUGCGGAAGAUCACUUGUUAGUUCGGCAGUCGCCAACGACUGCGUUUACCGCGUGCCCUACAGGAUGGUUUUUCCAGCGCCAUUCUUUUUCACAUUAAUGGGCAUAUCGUGGAAUCGCAUGAUAUACACAGAAUACCGUUACUGACAAGGACAAGGGAGACUGGAAUAGCCAUUUCUCGCUUAUUAGCCGCCAUCAGUCAGUCAUACCCAGCCCUGAAGCGUGGAGCACCUGAGCCUCGAUCCCGCGACCUGUUAGUUAAAAGUCCAACGCCUCAGAACACUGAGCCACGGGCUCGUUGUCCUGUCGGUUGCUAUCUGGAAUAUACCAUGCAUUUGUCGGUAAUACCAUUCUGCCUACAUUAGGCGCCGCUGUGCGGCUGCUGGCUAGGCUCGAGAGAGAGAGAGAGAGCCCCAAGGCAGAGGGGGACGAGUAAGUUCCGUAGCGCGUUCGAUUAGCGCCCCCUCUGCCACCCUGCACCCCGCGCAUAUGCUUGAUCCUUGCCGAUCAUCGUUAGCAGCAUAGGGACGUUCUAACUUCCUCCCACUGAGCCUGUUCUCUCGAAAGUCUUUUAUGAAAUUCCUCACUGCAGUCACUGCUUAAAACGGUUCAAAUAUAAGUCAAUUACCAGGGUCGAAAAGAGUGCAUGUCCAUGUUACCACACCCACCCUACUUAUCAUGCUUUUCGACAGAUACUGAUGCAAACCAUCUGCUCGUUUACGUUCUUUCUUGCAAUUUAUCCCCCUCCCCCAUUAGACGGGAGCAUGCCGUCAUGAGACCUUCCGGUUCUUUGCACCUCCCUCCUUUUUAAAAUAAAGUGGGCUCGUCAAUGUGACAGCAGUGCGAAAAGUAUCCCGCUGUUUGGGUUUUUGUCCUUCAUAAGUUGCCUUCCUGUGAAUGCAGCGAAAUGUCUAUCCCCCCUCCACUCCUCGUGUUUUGCAAUUUUGCGGGUCGGACGUGGGAGGGGGUGCGCAGCCUUGUUUUAUAAUUACACUCCCAACCCUAGUGUCGGGUAUUAGCUAUCAGGCCAAAUUAUCUUCUCCCUGGACUGCACGUACAUUUAAGCGGUCUUCAGACAGCCUGGGCGUGACCGAAUUUUAACAUUUACAGUCUUUCGCGGUGCAUUUUUGCACUUGAUUUUGCAAUUUUUUGACCAAAUUCAAUCUUCCGCUUAUGCUUCGUAGUAGCUGUGAUGAGACAUAAAUCACACCUUUCAAGAUUAAUUAGACUUUUGCGUGUGACUGCUGGUUAAUUAGGCCACAUAUGAACAAAAAUGUGGUGACAUAAACAAGCGAGGACACAUAUUGGUAAUUCGUACCAGAUCAGCAACAUCUCUGCUACGAUUAGGUUAGAAGAGUAAAAAAUUCACCUGUGCUUAAAAUGCUAUGGAUUCAAAUGCUGAAUUCGUAUGCACCAACAGCAAUUUCAAUAUUUUAUGCGCACGGGCAUUAAAUAAGCUGAAACGCCAAUUAUGGGUUGUGUUAGAGAUGAUUAUCAGGUAUCGCUGGGUGUGUCUCCUUUGGGGAUUGCAAUUAAGCAGAAUCCGGUAGGGGUCUAUUUCAUGCAAGUCUUCAUCCAAAUCCUACAAUAAAUUGCGUCAAAUCUUGUUAAAUAAUUACUUUUCUCCAGGCGUGUUCUCAGUGUUCCAUGUCUGUUGGUGUUUCUAGUUGGUUUUUUACAAUUCAUAUGUUCUCAAGUUGCGAAAAGUCGCAUGGGGCAAUUCAGAAGAGUAUUUGGUGGACAUACGCUUGCGUUCGACAAACUCUCGUUGGGCCAGUACAUUUAUAUAAGAAUGAGGUACACAACGAUCAGGCCGUUUCACGGAACUUCCCAGCAGCAGGAGUUAAGUCUUGUUCUCGACCAACGCCGUAUUACUCGGGGAAGGUAAGGAUAAGCUACCAUAUCAAAAGAAGAGGAGGCGUUCACCGGGAGAGGUGUAUUUGAGGUCUGACGUUUCGGGUAGUCGUUUCUUCUACCCAUCUUCAGAGACUGAGCAGUCGUGCAACAGCUUGCCUUUUAUGGCACACUAUGUUUAAUGCCUGGCCCACCGAUGCCGCCUGUGUGGCUGCAUCCGACCCGCAUGUCACCGUGACCUGAAUCCCGCCCAUCUUCGUCGGCCGCGGUGAUAAUUGGCGGCCCCGAUUGCCCCGCGCCGUGACUGUCCCCCGUCAAGAACGUUCGUAAAACCAGAUAAAGGGGAGGUAAAUUGCUGUGGCGGUUGACAGAACAGCCGGUAGACAUCCAGGCUUCUUGCACCUGCCUUGCCGUAUGAUCAUCACCUCGGCCCAUAAUUUCAACGGCGUCAAAGUUGAAGACGUGUCCCAUUUGGGCGGCAUGGGUUGCUACCUCCGACUUUGGGUCCAACCCUCGCACGGCCAACCUAUGCUCGUGCAUGCGCGUUUGCAGCCGUCGGCCGGUAUCGCCAACGUAGUUACACAUUCUGCAGCUGCACUGAAGUCGGUAGACAACAGCCGACAUCUCCUGUUUAAGGAUGGGGUAUUUUGGCCGCAUCACUUGCCGGCGGAUUGUUGAGUCGGGCCUGUGGGCAACGCCUAUUCCGAGCGGCGCGAGGGAUCUGGCUACGGCUUCGGAGACCCCUUUCAUGUAUGGAACACUCCGCCACGAUUUUCGCAUUUUCACUACUAUUGAUGUAAGCUACCAUCUCAGACCAUCUCCAUGUGCAUUCAGUCAUUUACAUGCUCCUGUGGAACAGGCUAUAUUUGUGCAGGCACGACCGCGCCACCUACCAGCGCCCUUCCCGCCUCCGCUCUUCUCGACUCUGAUUUAACACUGGGUCUAGGUGGGGAAUGGGGAAGAGAGGGUGCGGUAGAUGCUGUGAAAGUCCACUCUCACCAUAAACUAAUUCAUGGACAAGUCAUCGUGUUUGCUUCACCUUGCUGGGGAGCAUAUGGUCGAAUUAUCAAACUGAUUUAGUACUGAUAGAAGCGAACAGGCGAGUUCCCGGUAGCAGUUCAGAAGAUGAAGAUGCGAUCACUCGACGGGACCCGGCCAUAUUUUCAAAUUUCAAGAGUCCGAACUCCUCGCAAGGGGUGACAACCGCGUGAGCCGCGAGCUGCUCGAGUCAUGGUUCCCAGGCCCGCAAUCCAUCAACAAGCACAAUGACCUCCCGGUACCCUAUACCGUACUGCGAUUUUCCCUGGGCAGGAAAAUCAGUCACGUGGGGAGGGCGCGGGCGAGCAAUCAUCAGGGUGACAGUGAGCCAGUUUGCCGAGCAAUCGUCACACCAGCAUCCAGCACGGAUGACGAAAUCGCGGCAAUUAACAACUCGGACUCCGACCGAAAAGCCGCCACCGCAUCAAUUACGACCCCAGCGGUGACUGUGAGAACUGCUCAUUGCAGUGCGCAUGCGGUCCCACGGCAGCCACGUGCUAUAAAUACUGCACUCCUGGUGCCACCAUCACCUUUAUCUGCGAAUGUCUCUGAUGAUGGAUUCGAGUGAGGAUCCGAAACGUCAGGCAAAUAAAUUUCUUGUUCCAGUGAUCGCAUCUUCAUCUUCUGAUUCGGUACUCACCACUACCAUGAUGAACUUGUUAUUGUAGGUGUCUAUCCCUUCUUGUUGUUGUGGUGUUGUGUAAGCGCGUGCUGUGACUACAUCCCACCAACAGUAGGUAGACAGGAUGCAGUAUUCGGACGAUGCUCCUCUUUCUUCCGUUUGGUCUGUUUGCACAAUGGUUGUUUAGCGGACUUUUGAAAUAUCGGACAUUGCGUUCUUCUGACCGAGGUUCAAGAUAAUUUGCAGAACGUCGGUUUCGCAAUGCCCUUCGUGUUUUCAAAAGUUGGUUGAAAGCAGGGGCGGCGACUUAUGGGCGAAUUAUUUCAUAGUGAUAAUAGGCUGGCACGGCUUCUAGCACACUCCAUCCUCCUCUCUCACCUGGGCCCGGGGUCAAGACAUAGGCGAAGAGACCUUAGAUGGGAGAGACCGUACAGUAUAUGUGCAUACUCAUGAAAUGUCAACCAAAAUUUCGAAAUGCGUUCUCAUUUCGAAAAGAUAAAUUAAGUAGUGUUGUAAAACUAAUCAUGAUGCAGCAUAAAUCUACAGUGAUCCAGUUACCUCAGGGUGUCGUCUUUCGAAAGAACUUAUUUUCCUCUGCAUGCAAGAUCUAUACUCUGCAAAAAAUGACUACUUAUGUAGCAGGCAAUUUUCUCAUUGAUUUUCGAUGCCCUUGAAAAUUCAACUAUAUUUCAUGGAAACCAUGCAUAAAAAUAUUCAUUCUUUUACUUAUUCGGUAGAAAAUCACUUCCUCUUCCGAUUUCAUACUCAAAAGAAGAGUAUUAUUCGAUUUUAAAAAGUUUCUAAUUGUGAGAUUUUUUAAUACCGUUAAAUGGUCGUUCAUGAAAAGUUAUGUAUCUGCAUUUACGAGUGUGGCUUGUAAAGUUAACAAUUAUACUCAAAUCCACUGCUUAAUUUUAUGAACCUCAUAUGGUCUCCUCUUAACACCGUAGAGAAGUGCAUGGUUUUCUGUACACGGAAAAUAUACAGCUUGUAGUUUUGAAACCCUGAAUGCAAGUGUAACAGCAGGUUGGGUUCAAAAUUAUUCGAGAAUUAGAAAAGUUUUUUUAAACCGAAUUAUACUCUUCUUUUGAGUAUGAAAUUGGAAGAAGACGUGAUUUUCUACCGAAUAAGUAAAAGAAUGAAUAUUUUUAUGCAUGUUUUCCAUGAAAUAUAGUUGAAUUUGCAAGGGCAUCGAAAUUCAAUGAGAAAAUUGCAUACUAUGUAAGUAGUCAUUUUUUGCAGAGUGUAGAUCUUGCAUGCAGCCGAAAAUAAGUUCUUUCGAAAGCCGACACCCUGAGGUAACUGGAUCAUUAUAGAUUUAUACUGCAUCAUGAUUAGUUUUACAACACUACUUAAUUUGUCUUUUCGAAGCGAGGACGCAUUUCGAAAUUUUGGUUGACAUUUCAUGAGUUAGCACAUCUACUGUAGGUGGCUGGCGCGAUGCAAACCCGAAACCUAGGCGUGUUACCACAUCCCCUGGUCCACAACGUAUACCGGCAAACAUCUCACACAACAUGCGAAGGGUGGGGCAGCUCGGAUCCCACUAGAUUACAGUGCCAUAGAGGUCACAUUAAAAAGGAACCAUUGCGGCCGGUCGAAUCUUAUUUCGUAUCUGCAAUUGCAGUAGGCAGGCCUCAGCCACCUGUCAUAUGAGACCGUUGUUAAUAGGAGGUUUUACACCAGCCGAUGACCCUAACUCCCAACCCCCAACUUCAAACCCCUAACCCUUACCCAACCCCUAGCCUUAACCCAUAACACUAACCCCUGAUCCCCUAGCCUCUUAUCCCGAAUCUCAACCGUUAAUCCCCAACCCUAAUACAUAGGAGGUGCGGCUUCGAAGGAAGAUCAUACCUUGAGGGCCUGACUCUGUGUCAACCAGCCGGCCACUCCACGGAAACAAACACCGGGCCUACUGCGAGGUCCAUGUCAUGACGUCAGAUAGCAACCUGCCAACUCACAGCUCUAGCGCAUCGUGAUAGCUUUAAGUGUGUCAGAUAGCCUGUACUGAGGAGAAUGAGCUGAGUCGUCAACGUCACUCCCUAUUCCCACUCCCGGGAAACAUAAACUGUCUGAGCUGGUCAGUUGUUCGGUGCCGGGAGUGGGCGCAGUGGCGGACACAUCUAUGCAUGCCACACACGCGAACUGCCCCCGAACCCAAGUACCAGAAUUUCAUACAAAAGUGAGAAUACUUUGUAUAUCAUAUUGAUAAAUACCACGCUACAUCUUGUCCACUAACGGUGUCUAUGUCCCUUCACAAUUGAAGACCUUGUAUUUGGCACUUUUCACGACAAAGACCAGACUGCUGCCGUAUAACAAGAGCCUUAGAUUAGUAAGCCAAUGGAUAUUGGACCUCGCAUAACAGCGUUUCUCUCUCUUUUCCCCCCUUUUGACAGGCGACGUGAUUUUUAUUGUGAAGGCAAAGCCUCAUGAUACGUUUGUUCGUGACGGCCACAAUCUCAUCCACACCGCCGCGAUCCCCGUAGCCCAGGCCCUACUGGGCGUGACACUGGUCAUUAAAACCCUCGAUGACAGAAUUCUUCGCAUUGCAAUCACUCAGAUCGUCAAGUAAGUAAACCAGUUGUUUAUUAUUGUUUAAGACAAAUCUCGAUCUCUGUCCGUCAACAAAGAUGAAGGCUGACUCAGUAUGUUCCUAUGAAAGUUGUUCUGUUGGGUUCCACGGGGACUUGACUGCACUUUAAUUGGUCUAUUUCGGGCACUUGUAGAUAUCCUGUCAUUUACCGCUUCAAGCCAAUCAGAUAAUCCUGUUGAGAUGUCCAUUACUGUGUCGAAUCAAGCGGCCGUGUCUAAUAACCGCGCAAAAACGCAAUCCACACAGACUAGCCGAUUACAGUAGAUGGGCUGACUCAUGAAAUGUCAACCAAAAUUCCGAAAUGCGUUUGUGUUUCGAAAAGAUUGAUUAAGUAGGGUUGUAAAACUAGUCAACCUGCAACAUAACUCUAUAGUAUUUUAGUUACCUCAGAAUGCGGGCUUUUGAAUGGACUCCCUCCGGCCGCAUGUAAAAACUACACUCUGUAAAAAGUGACUACCUAAGUAGCAUUUAUUUUUAUCAUGGGCCACUAUCAUAAUUAAUAUUCCCGAUCACAACCGACAGGACAACGGGCCCGUGGCUCAAUGGUAGAGCGUUCAACUCCAUAACCAAAGAUCCCGGGUUCGAAUCUCAAGUGAUUCACACUUGGGGUUGGGUAUGACUGGCUGAUGACGGCCUAAUAAGCCAGAAAUGGCCAUUCCGGUCUCCCUUGUCUUUGUCGGUAUCAUCUUCUCCACAUAUAUCACAAGUCGCUGUGCGACUGCCUGCGAGAGUUUAAAUAUGAGCCCAAGGCACAACGAAACGAGCAUGUUCCGUAACCUGAUCGGUAAGCGCCCACAAAUUUGAAAACGGGAAUCCUAAGAAGCAUGAUUCGAAAAUGGUGGGCCGAUGAGCCGAGCCCCUCGCAGUUGUGCCGCGCAGCGGCAGAAUAUCGGCGAAACACGUGUCUGGGCUUUUAGUUAGUACCAAUGCUGGAGAGAUUCACAAAUUUUUACACGUUUCCCAGCGUAUUGAUGGUUGUAGACCCCAGGAGAUAAGAAAAGUAAAAACAAAUGUUCAGACUAGUGGGAAAGAAUGGCUCAUACUACAGCAAAGGAUUACCUACAAGUCUCCGUUCGCAGUGCCGUGUUAAAAAUUGGCUGUUUCACAUGUUGCCUGGUCAAAUGUCACCAAAACAACAACAAUCUGCACAGUCUGUUGUGAAAUGAACUAGCACGAAAGGUAUGCAAAUGUUACUUCACGAGGCUUCGCUCAACAGAAUUAAUGUCAACACUGUUACCAGAAUCGAGGUUCUCUGGUAAGUCAGACAGAUGCAAGUGGCCUUAUUGGAUACCAAAUUUCGACACUUUACAAGGCGCAAACAGUGCGGACGUUUCUCUCACUCUCUAUGCCAAGGACGGUAUGCAAUGCCCUGGUAAGGUUAAAGGUCGACAGGAAACUUUUCAUAGCUCCUGCAAACAGAUGCCGUGCUAUGAUCGUAGUGAACAGCGUUGGUGACCUUCAGAAGGCCGAACGCUCCCUAAACGACCGUCAACCCUAAAUCCUUUAUAAGUUCACAUAGUAGAAACAAUAACAUGCCAGGUAAGCGUAAAACAGUUAGAAGGGUAGGACUCAGGUACGAGACCGGUGUUGGACUGAGGAAGGUGAAGGACUCCAAAAGUGACCCUCUCGGUCCUGCGAUCAUCUGAACAUGUGCAACGAAGGCAGUCGCCCUGUCCAGAUGAACUGAAGGUUCCUCUCAAACCUACUCCACCGUUGACGAAAUCGCUCGCAAGCGGAUGUACACAACCACAAAAGAAUUUACCGAUUCCUAAAAUCACAAGUGAGACGCUAUUGUAAAGUCAGGGCUUGCUGGUAACUUUCAUUGCGGACCAGAAGUGCAGAUGAAAUUUUCAUCGCCAUUUAAUAAACUUUCGAGCACCUUAUCCUAAUCACAAUCAAAAAACACUUGUUCAUGAACGCACUACCAGCGAGCCCCAUUCCCAUGAAUUCAGAUAAUUAGCAAGACAAUUAUCUGAAUGACUGCACGCAAAGCUACUGGAUACCAACUUCGCGCGAUCGCUCCAACGUCUGAUACUACAGAACUGGGUUACACUAGGUCGCAGGACACUGUAUGGUGUCGGGUACUGAGAUUGGGUAAAUCAAAACCUAAACUUUCCCCCCCAAACCUCCUCCAUCGUUGACGAAACCACUAACGAGCGAAUGUACAUAACCAAAAUGGGUUUGGCGACUCUUGAAUCGUAACUGAGGCGUAACUGUCAAGUUAGAGCUCGCUCAUGACCAUUGUGGAUUCAGAGCGCAAACGAGAUUUUUAUCGCCAUUGAAUGAACUCUCGAGGGCCUUAACCCAAUCAAAAGUUUUUAACGCUCUAGGACGAAAACGGGCGGCUGGGGUUUGUUGGUGAAAUUGUACGGUGUAAAGUCUGCGACACGCAGACACUUAGAUUCAACGCCGGCCGCCAAAGUAUUCGAAACGCGCUUACGCAUGAACGCACAACCAGCGCGCCCCAUUCCCAUGAAUAGAAGUGAUUAGAGAAGCGGUUUUCUGAAUGAAUGCACGCAAAAGGAAGUGGAGACCAAAUUCUCGCGAUCGCUCCAGCGUCUGAUACUACAUAACUGGGUUACACCAAGUCAGCGGACGCUUUUGGAGGACGGGUACUAAUGUUGGAUAAACCAUUGGUGCAAUGAGACAGAUUGGUUGUGGUCCGUUUGAUCUACUGCAGUUGAGAACAAGGUAAAAUUAUGGGCGAUGAUGACAGUUUACGCACUAUGCGAGUUGCCGAACACGAAUCUGCAACGGGCAGCAGUAUCAACGCCAACGAGUUGGUUAUGGCUUCGUCAAUAUGAUUAUACCACCUAUAUAAUUUUGACAAGACGGAAAGUCACUGAAAUUGCAUGAGUCAUGUUUCACGGGACCCCGAUCACUCAACAGUCCAAACUGCCUCUACUUAAGGUAGACUUCAGUAUAUUUAAGGAUAAUGGGCAUUACGCACGGCUAGAAAGUUCAUACACUUGGUGAGACAGAAAACACUUUGGCCAGUGUGAUGCUAUCGAAGAGCCAUUUGCAACAUCGCAGAUGACAGGUCUUACAGAACCAGGCAGCCAAUUGAAGUACGGCUCUGCGAAAGACCAUACACAUGCGCCUCUUCAAGUCUAUUCACAGCUGAAGAGCGAGAGUCAAACUCAGGGGAUCCUUCUUAAUGCGGCCUCUAUGACACUCCUGCUUGAAUAGGACCAGAACCGCUUUCUGUGUCUGUGAAAACCUCCGGUCCAGACAGUUAGGCUUUUCUGACUCUGUCUUGCUACCGUGACCAGGUGGAUGAGGGAUAAGGCAGUGCGAUUAUGGAAAAAAACAUCACAGAGAGCACCAAAUGGGAACAGGGUUUUCGGUUUUUUAAUUUCCUCAGAAAUUAACUACUAACUCGGGGUAGAUCAGGUUAUAAGCGAGGAAGAAGAGUCGAGCACCGGAACAUUGUGUUUAUUGUCCUGAGCUUUCAGACUCGUACAGGAGUCCAUUGUCAGAGGUAACAGCAGCAGCAGCAGCGGCAGCAGCAGCAGCAGCAACAGCAGCAGCAGCAGAACAAACGACAGUUAUAAGGCAUGCAGACCAAUCAUCGACCGACGGCGCAAGACUGGAGGUGACUACGCAGGGCUCUGUACGCCAGCGUCAGAUCGAUAAAUCGAUUGACCGAGUUCUCAUCCGAGGCCCAGGCUUCGAUCAAUUCUCGGCCUGUUUUGUUUCCGUCGUGGGCGACUAUUUUGGGGGCUGCGAAGUUAAAAUCGUGACCCAUUUUGUGGGCGUGAGCAGCCACUUGCGAUAAUGCGUCGCCUCGUCGCACAGACAGCUUAUGUUCGUGUAUUCGCAAUCCGAGCAUGCGUCCAGUCUGUCCUGUUUAGUGACAAGGACAAUUUUGACACGGAAUGCGGUACACUACCCCAGACUGCUCAUCAGACUUUAACCGGUCUUUGAUUUUCAUGACCCUAUUGCGCAUGGUGGCUUUGGGGCGGUGUGCAAUUCCAACACCUAGCUCUGCAGCAAUGCGCUCGAUCGCUUCCCAAAAGCCCUUGAUGUAUGGCAGAGAAUGCCAUAUAGUCGGUGGCGUUGAUGUUCGAGUUCUCUGGUGAGGACCGCGUAGGCAGCGACUUAUGAAUGCCCUCGGAUAGCCAUUUUGCACAAAGUGGUCGCGGUCAUACUAGGGUCUCUGGGCUCAGACCGAAAUUUGAUCAUGAAUAUUUAGGCCGAAGUCCAUCAUCCACAGCGGGAUGACGGCGUCAGCUAGUGGUAUAUUUUAGUGCUAGAAGAUGCAAUAAUAGCAGCACAGCAGCUACUACAUAUACCUCUAGCAUGGUAUCUUCUAACGCUAAAAAGGAAACAGGCAUGUUUUAUAACUGCUCCUGAAUCAUAAAUAGCACUCGGCAGCUAAGUCGGAACUCUAGACUUUAGGGGAUACGUUAUUCUGGACUGGAACAGUUCAAAACCCCGCUGAUCCACACCUAAGACGCGGUCAGCAGAUAGCCAUUUAUUCAGUCACGUAUUCCUGUCCCACAGUUUAACAGCUCUUGUACCGGUAGCGUGGUCGCCACCAGAGUAUGAUGGCCGCGGAGUUAAAUAUGAAGGCACAAAGUGAUGGAUUGCAUAUUAUGCUGACGCAUCCUUAGACCGACAGUUUCCUUUCCGACCAGAGUGGCGCAGGCUGACAACAGCUUGAAGUUCUCGGACAAGGAAGGGCCAAGAACUGCCUGGUAAUCCGGUCUCAAUCAAGCACUACUGGAGGGGGGGGGAAAUUAAGGUUUUGCUCCUGGUUUACGGAUCGAUGAUAAUCUCUCGUCAUGUUAGUUGUCAUGUAUUCCAGUCGAUGCGAAACUAUCUGCUGCGGGUAUUAGCGGCGUCAGUAUGUAGUCAGUCGCUGAAUCCGUAAUCGAUAAUAAAACGUAAUGACCAUCUUUCCCCUAUGCAGCGUUAAGGUGCUGGCGGAUACAUUAUUCAUAAGAGGAAUCACUACUGCUUCACAGACACAAAAAGAGUUAAAUUACCGGGGGGGGAAAUUAUCUCGGCAGCUCUCAAGACCGCCGAGAGUGAGGCAUUGCAAAUAACGUUUCAAUAGAGUUGACAAAACAAGCAACCCGGCAACUUCAAACAUCCGAUGAAGGCCCAGCAAUUUCCGGUUUUUUACAGCGUGCAACUUAGUGAGCUUCAAGCUGGAUUGCACACACAUCCUUAAUAUACCUUUGCCUCUUUUGUCCCUCUCUCUUGCUCGCCUUUCUUACCCUUAUGCUGGACUUGACGACGAAUUAAGGGUGUAAGGUUAGCAGAACCUCCGUUUCAGCGAUCAGGUACACAUAUUCAUAGCUCCCUUACUUGCUAGGUUGGAAGAUGUUCUCACUACGCCAUCAAAUAUUCAUGCUCACUUUUGGGCAAAUAUGUCUUCGUCCCAAUGUACAUAUGCGGUAAAAUGUACGCACUGGACCAAUAUUGAAUUACCUACCCCUCCUUUUCCUCCCUCGUCCUCCCUCCGCCCUUCCUCCUCCCCAUUUUCUUCUCACGCCUUCAACCGCUCCUCCUCAUCCCCCUCAAUCAUCCUUUUUCUCCCUCCUCCUCUUAAUUUCUCCCGUCCCCUCCUUAUCACUCCUCCUCCUUUAGGCUGCCUCAUCAUGCCUCUCUUCCUCCACCCUUUCUCCCCUCUCCCUUCCCCUUCGCUCAUCCUCCCCCUUGUCUCCCUCCUCUUCCUUCUCCUUCCUCCUCCUCUUCUUCUUCUUAUCCUUCCUUCUCCUAUCCAGCGUGAAGUGGCGAGGACUAGUCGCUGACCACCUAGCUGUUUGCUUUUAUAGGCGACUCCUGGCUGACUGCCUUUACGAAGCAGCGCCGGAUCGAGCAUGGGCAGGAAAAAGUUCUUAACUGCCGAGUCUCAUGAUCUCAAACGUGACUUAACCACCCAACGCACAUAGAAUAAUUCAUACGUGCAGGGUGUGUACGGUCUUAUGAAACAGCCAGCGCCAUUGCCUGGUUUUUAUCACAAAAAUAACGAAUGUUAACGCCUCUGAUGAGGUCAGCGUGGGACGGCAGGUGAUGGUGUCGCCACAUUUUAAAAUAUUGACGUCGGAACGAACGAGUAAUCUGGCAACAAGCUUGAAACAACACAUUGUAAUUGUUUACGGUGUAUAGCAGCAGGGGGGUAGCGAUGGGGUGUUCGAUUCGUGUGUCCGUAAAUGCUCGUGAUUCAUGCAUCAGACAUCUGGACUGCUAAGUGCCCUCCGUCGGGGUUGAAAAAGUCUAUAAUACCAACUGUAAAUUUUACUUUGGCCGGGGGGCAUGCCGUUGUUUCAACUCUGCGUUCGCCUUCACCAGCAAUGCUUCAAUUGGUAGUGGAGAUGCUGAAGAAACCGGUUUUUGUUGGUCAUUUAACUCAAUAUCGCAGAUGACGGUACAAAUUAGGUUCGUGGUGAAUCGAUAUUGGAGGCAUUAGCUGGUCACAAAUAAAUACGGCAGAGUUUCAAAGCAAGAAUACUUCAUGCCCAAUGAAUACUGGGUUUGGUUUUCUUGGAGUGGAUGGUUGCAGGCAGCGGCACACUUCUCUGCGAAAAACGUCUACUGUGACUUUUGGUGAACAAAUCUCCACUUUUCAGUACGGUCGAGCCCAUAAUGAAUGAGCUGGACGCUAUUUCACAACUCAGAACGACAUAAAAUGAAGAACGUUUUUUAAAGUUUACGCCAUGGAUGCGGAAUGGUUAAUUCAAAUGACAUCCCGGCUAGUAGAUGCGUCAUACAGUGAUAUAAGGCCGACAAAACGCGAAUCGGAUCUCCGGCUAGUACUUGUACUAUCGGUAUUGUGAAUCAUGCAGUAGUAGUGUACUACUGACUGCUUGCCCGUAGAUUAUGAGCGUUGAUCAGUUAUUCAGUCAACAUAAAUGAACUUCGGCUCAACUGUUCACACCAAUCGCCGGGCCGAACUUGAACAUGUUUAUCCUGAAGGAUUUGCUUCGAAUCUCGGCGUUUUUUUAUAUUCCUGAAGCGGACCUCUCCUCGAAACUAAACAGAAGGCACUGUGAAAGUCAACAGGCACCACAGCUGAGCGUGGUAUCGUAUAGCCCAUUUAAUCGGAAGCAAUCUUUGCUGAACAUGGAAAAAAUGACUCCCCCCUUACUAGGGUGGCCUUGGCUAACUUCCGCCGAUAGCUAUUCUUCUGUCCUGACUCUUAGCCUUACGCUAACUAACACUAAUCUUAAAACUAACCCUUCCAACUCUAACUCCCCAGGGAUUUUGCGCAAGGAUACCUGCAGUACGGGAGUCCAUAUUUCCGUUACCUACCACAACCUAAAAUGAUUAUAGAUAGAGUUAUAGGGCGAAGUCGAGACAAGAAACCCCUUCACGGGAGGCAUUUGAAUUAAAAUCUUCUCUGAAAUAUACAGACGAGUGCCAACUUCGUGAAUGUCUUCUCCAUUGAUUCCCUCAAUUUCUACACAAAGAGUACCGGAAUAGGAGUGUCUUUCGUUAUACUAAGUCUAAAUUUAGUUUUGCAAUUCAAAACAUGUCUUUCGAAAAAACAGAAGACCUUUGGGCAACGAUCGCAUGAAGGACCCCAAACACGGCCAAGGGUGCCUGUCUUACGGAAAAGAUGAUAAUGGGGGUUUUACGAGCGUGGCGUAUGCAUGCAGAGAGAUGACAAAAUAAGUAUAUAUAUUUAGUAAAUUCGUUUUACCGGGCAGACAAGUUUUAAUCUAUUGACAUAUAGCAACUGAAAUUAAGCAGGAUAAUUAAAAAAAUAAAUAUUACGUGUCUACAACGAUCGCUUUUAAACUCUAUGAGCUCAGUUCACUGUAAAUAAUGCAGCACACCGUCUACGACAGGCGACUCAAACUUGUACAAUGAAACACCAAUCCGAAAUAAUCGUGUCGGAAUUAAACCCACUUUAAUAAGCAUAGUAGGUACUCUUUGUAUGCCACAGAUGCUUUGGGUCCUUCACUCGCUUCAUGACUAAUUUCUACAAAUCCCACAUCCACUUUAAACAUAAGAAUUUGACAAAGACGUCUGUAUCAGUCAAGAAGCAGCAUCUGCAUUUCCUAGAUUUUGACAACGAUGAUUUUCAUUUUUAAAGGUAGUAUUGUUUGCCAGUAUUAUCGCAUGUGAUGAUUUCUCUAACAGGGAAGGUUACGUCAAGAUCGUCGAGGGCGAAGGCAUGCCAAUAUCAGAAACGCCAGAGAAGAGGGGAGACCUACAUAUCAAAUUCAAGUACAUCUUCCCCGAUCGGCUCACGCAAGAACAGAAGUUGGGUGUCGAGGCGGCCCUCUACCGGAACGGAGAAAUUCUCUCCUUUACCUAGCCACCUGGCUGCAAUUCUGUAAGCGUAUAUCAACGUAACGGUCGAUUUCAAGCAUAUUGUGGCUGACGAAUUAGAGAAGGACAUUUGUACUGAGACAACGAAUACUUUGGAAUUUAUGACCGGCGGUUGUGCCAGAAGUUAUAGCAGAUGGCCACAUGCUAGUGUUGCAUGCCUGGUAGUUCGAAGAGAGCAACUCGCCGAAUUUGUCGCGUGAGCUUGCGUGAAAACAGUUAUCUUGAAAUGAGUCUCACGGAGGAUGUAGCAGAUUUCUUGAAACAGUGGUAGGGGAGAUGUGCCAACACAAGAAAUGUUAACCGAGAUUCUGAAAUGUCUUGUCGACUCAAGAAAGAUUACUUAAUUAGGACUGUAAUAUUAUUCACCACGCAGCCUAGUCCCAAGAUAAUUCAGUUACUUCAGUACGAAGGCUGUCGAUAAAAACUAGACUAAACUAACUAACUAAUUAACUAAACUAAACUCUGUAAAAAAUGAUUACUUAACGUGGUUGAAUUUUUCUCACUGGUUGUCGAUGUCCUUAAACAUUCAAAUAUAUCUCGUAAAAGGCAAGUAUAAAAAUAUUCCUCCUUUUAUUCACUUGGUAGAAAAUAAAAGUACCGUGAAAUGCUCGUUUAUAAAUCCCCUGUCUCUGCGUUCAAUGAUAUUGCCUGUGAAGUCCUCAAUAUGGCUCAAAUUCACUGUUAACUUUUAAUGAACACGCAUGAUUUCCACUUAGAACUUUAGAGUAAUGUAAGGCUUUCCGUACACGGGAGAUAUACAGUUUGUGGUUUGGAGAUCUGAAUACAAGUAUAAAGGCAGUCGGAUUUAAAAUUACUCGAGAAUUGAAAAACGUUUUUUAAAACCGAAUCGCAUCCCUUCCUUCAAGUAUACAAUUUAAAAAGACGUAACUUUCUACAAAAUGGGUAGGAAAAUGAACACUUUCGAAUUCAAAUUUAUAAGAAAAUCGAACAUCAACGAGAAAAAGUCAUUUUGUUUAAGUGGGCACUGAAAAGAACUUUUCUCAGGAGGUUGCAUCUCGAAGUAACUGAAUUAUCAUGGUAUUAGGCUGCGCAGUAAUUAAUAUCUUAAUCGUACUGAAGUACUCUUUUUGAGUCGGCAAAAAUUUCAGAAUUUCGGUUAACGUUUCAUGUGCUAGUGCAUCUACUCUGUUAACAUUAUGAUUUCUGAAGUUCAGAAACUUAACGAAAACUUAUUCCUCAGUUUUUUACUUCUAACGAUUUCUAUUGUAAUAGAAAUCAGUGAGAGUUAUCGAUGAAAAGGUUGUCCCUCGAGGAUAAGCUUAGAAAAUCUGAAAACUCGUGUGAUUCGGUUUCCAGGGUGUAAUCUACGAUCCUCGGAUACAGGCUUUAAUAUAAAAAAGAAACAGAUCCGUUCAAAAUGAGCGAGAUUUACUGAUUCUCGACCAUAUGCUGGCAUAUUUGUUUUUAUUCCCAAUAAUUUAUGAUUUUCGAACGUAGAUAAAAACAAACGAAAUGCUUGAUCGCGUUCGCAGAUAAACGAGCUAGCCAUGAGGGCUUGCUUAUUAAUACCUUAUAUUUCAGUUCACUUCGACCUUAACCAUUUGUUUUUGAGGGGCCCCUAACAAUUGAGAUUAUGAGUGCCCCUCUAAAUGCCGGCUUUCGUAUAUUACUGAUAAUUAAAGUCACUUUUCAUAACUCUAAAAAGUCCGACCACUUCCGUCGCUCGUUAAUCUUUUUAAAAGGAAACUAUUACCCAACUUUUCAGACAUCAGUAGUUCAUCUUAAGAAUGCUUUAAAAUCAGUCAUGCAAAUGAACUGCGGUGUAGCAUAGUGCGUCAACUGGACUGUUACCUAGGUUUUGCGUGCUAAAAUAGUUAAUGCCCAUUGCAUUUGCUGCCAGCUGUGAUGAAUGAGCAACGGCCACCGUAUGUAGCCGACGACUUGUCCAAGAAAGUUUCUUUGCGAAAAGCAGAAAGUGCAUUAGAUUGAAGUCAACCUACCAGGCAGCAAAAAUAUGGGCCAUUUGCUAUUUUUGCAACUGUCAUUUCUGACAUGCACUCUCCAGCGGGUGUCCAACAGUUGAGACAAAUAACUAAAUAUAAUAAUAAGCCUGGAGUCGGCCUGAAAUUGGUUCAUUAUAGGCGAAAUUAAUUUGCAAAUUCUUUUUGAAGAAAUUUCAUCAGACAAUAUAACCUUGGCAUGUCCCUCUAGUGAAACAAAUGACAGUCUGCUUGGAUUCUAUGGGAGGAGUCGCAGGGCAAAAAAUGCACUUGACAAUAUGAUUAUGCAGGUAGAAUCCUCUGUGGUCCAAAAACAUAUCAAGAGCGGACGUCUAUCUGUUGCUGAAAGUUUUGCUUGCCUAGCAAAUGUGUUUGGCAAAAGGACACUAUAAUCAUAAUACAUUAUACUAUACUUUAGCACACUGUACUAAUGUAUAAGUAUCGUAUUAGCAUUAGAAAAAUUACGUACUGAUCACAUGGAUACCUCAUGUAAUAGGGCCUAUACAAAUCAUUCACGGACCCGAAUAAUCAACAGAAUAUUAAGUUUCAGCAGGCAUUUGGGAGGGAAUAAAAUGACGCAUUUAAUAUAAGUUGGCUGGUUUAGUUACUUCGAUUGUCAUAAAAAUGUAUAUUAUCGUGUUAUCCUAGUAUGUGUAAUUAAGCACCAUAGAUUGCUUUUUAUUUUUUUCUUAUUUCUCGUACGAUUAAUUUGUCUUCGAAAACCAGAACUGACAGCAGACUUUUAAAGCAAACCGUUUGUGCAUGUUUAGGCAAAAUAGGGGGCAGUCAUCAUGGAACAGGACAGUAGCUCCAAUUAGUAUUAGUAUUAUUUUGCAGGAAUGGCAGAAAUACAAACAGAUGAGAGUCAGCGACUCUGAAAUCGAGCCUUGAUUCAAACAAGAACAAUAUAUCCAACAUAAGGCUAAUGACUUCGAUCAUCCACCUUACCCUACAUAAUAAGCUACUGUUAGUACUAAUAACGAGAAACUGAUUUAUUGAUUGCUUUCGUCCGUAUUCCGCACUACAGAAUGUAUUAACUAAGGCCAUCUGAUCACCAAUAGAAAAACCAUAAGUCUGUCUGAUAUUUCGGACUCCAACAUGGGAAAGCAAUAGGAUGGGCCCAGUGGUGUGAUUGACCAAAUCGUGCAGUGUUUACAAGUCAUUUUAUUAAGGCCAGAGUUAGAAUUAUGAUCAGAGUAAGAGCUCAGGAUUAAGUUAUGGCAGGAGUUCGUUUUUAUGGUUUGUUUUAACUCAUGCAUUAAGAAUUUGGUUUUAGGGUUGGCAUCGAGGGCGACUGUCACGUCUAAGCAGAAUUCUAGGCAUAAAAUUUCAUAAGUAUUCUGCCUGCUUCCUCAGACUUUCCCCGUAACGCAAACUACAAAAAAUAAGUAUUUCAACCGUAACCCGCAGACCGGCCAUAAACCGUAGCACUAUAUCUAAGCAAAUCGCGCUAUAGUCCGUAAGCAUGCAUGGUAGGGAGUAAAUUCAUGACUCCACUGGGAGAUUCUCAAAGGCAUUUUCACCUCAUAUUUUUGGCCUAGAUAUCAGAGACAUUUUUUACUGAAAAAGGAGGCUCAAAAAUUAUUUUUUUAGACAUCACGAGCUGCAAGAAAUACGAUGUAAAUUUUAUUGUCCUUGAUUGACCCGUAAACCGUCAGCAUUGUCCUAAUCUUUAACUGCCGGGCAGGAGAAUUAUUUAAUAACCUGUCCAAAACCGCAGGCAUGAUCAUUCCACGAACUUCGUGGAAGAACCUGCUCAUUUGGUAACAUGUGGGCUGUUUAAUUGUGACUUUUUGUCAAUGGUUUUCCACAGAAUUAGUUUUGGUCAAAGGCAAUUCGUCCUUAACUACCGUUUUCUCACUGUCUUGUGCUGUGCUUUGAAUUUUUAUUUCGGUUUAAUGGUUAAACGAUAUAUAUUUUGCACCAGUCGCAUAAAUAGUACACACUGCAACAUUACUUUUUAGUUUAGUUUACAGGAUAUGUAUGAAACCUGUGUUUGAGGAUAAAUGUGCAGAUGAAUGCAAGACAUACGUUUGCGAAGGCUAGCAUCCGAAUUCAUAAUUUUAUGGUGACCAGAUGGAUAGGGCAUUAUCUAAUUCACCAGGGUAAUCGAGUAAACUUAUCUGUGUAGUGAAGUUUUUCUCAGCGAUUUCUCUUAAAUUUUGUCAAAAUAAAGUAUUAUUAAUAUAACAUAUUGUCGACCUAAACAAUAGUAUGUUUUGAUUAAUGUUGCGCUGUACCAACCUUCUCCAAUGCCUCAAUGACAUAUGUAUCCAACCGCGUGAGCCAUUUAUUUUGUGGUAUGGUCAUUUUGCAAUAAGAUUUUCUCCCCUGUACUCAGGUCAUAUUGAACGCUCCUCUUCGCAGCGGCACGCGGAUAGUGAUUUAUAAUUUGCCUUAAAUCCUCACGUUCCUCAUAUUGCAUGCAUUUAUAUGUGAAUGUACUAGUAUAUAUACCCUUCUUCGGCAGAAAUAGUAGUUUUUGGCUGUAUUGGACGUAAGAAUACAAUAAACACGCUUAUUGAUAAAUAACACGACAGUGUUGCUUCAAUAAGCUCUGUUACAAGAGCAAAUUAAUUUUAAAAUCGGUUUACUGCACAGGCCGAUCCCGCCGCUCUUCAAUUGUCAAAUUUUUUCAAAAAAUGUGAUAAAUUAAUGUACUUGAAUAAAAUCCAUUUUUCCAAAGUUUACUAUCGAGAAGCCCCAACUAACCUUCCCUUAUUUUUUCAUCCUCAUUUGAUUUGGGGCAUUUGGUAACGUUUUAUAAACUUGCUAACAGCUGUUUACUGAUUCCGAUGUAACUGACCAUUUUUCCAUAGACUUCAGUUCAGCUUUGAAAUUUUGCUGCUAAUCUGUUCGUCUCUUUAGGACUAUUACACGGGGUCAUGUUAAAUAAUUAAAAAACAAGCAGUGUUUAUGAUUUAUCGGUAGCUCCAGUGGUUACCGCUAUGUAUGCGAUACCAACUUUCACAGGUAACCGCAAAUACUCUUCACUCUGGUGAACAGAGUUCGACGUUACCUAUAAGAUGAAAUGUCAUUUGAAAUUUUUUCUGUAAAUUACAGUAACCCCUAGAGGCCAUAAAAUGCCUAGGAAAGGGAGAAGCCCGACCUAUGUUAGAUUGGUUAGUGUGACAUUCUCACUGACGUGAGACCCUAGCCACCUCCUUUUGUGUGAUCUGUGAGGUCCCCUUGAGCUACCAUAAGCUACUGGGUCAGCGCCUGUUAGCAACAGCAAAAGCGGCGGCCAUCAGGUUACGAAAACCUACCCUAUGCGACCAGAAGAACCUCGUUCAGGCUCGGCGCCUACCGUAGUCAAAGGCUGAAUAACCAGAUACAACUUUCUGCGACCUUCCGCUCUCGCCUAGCCUGUCUUUUAAAAACUAACAGUGUGCAAGCACUGUUAUCAGAUGAUUUAUUGGCUCAGACAUUCGGCGGGUACACAGGCGAGAAAAAUGCAUAAGGUUAACAGUUGAACAUAUAUCCUGAUGGAAAAUCAGCGCAUUCUUAGCUACAAUAAUUGUGAGUCUGUAGGACGUAGGUCGAGCGUUACCACCUUACGAACUAUCAAGCCUCUCAUGAUGAGAAGUUUGGGGCAACUGGCGGACAUGAGGUCAGAUUGUAAUGGAUCCGUCUGAAUGUGGUCUUUGUGAAAUUCCUACCCGGUCUUGUGUGUGGCACGCGUAGACGGCUAUUUGGCUUUGCCGACCACCAGGCCUUAUCCCACCUUCAAUUACUAGGAUAUUCACUUUCCAUCGGGGCCAGGUGAGUCAGAGAGACGAAACCGUGCAGUAGAUGCUGUGGAAAUCUAACCCACAUGCAGGUCAUUGGGUACUGCGCCCGCUCUGCGGAACAUGGUGUCGAUACCGUCAUUCCUAGCGGUCGAACUUCUCAAUGGUCAUGUGCCCUUGCCUAUUUAAAUACCAAUAGUGUUAUUAACCGCAAUGUAUACAAUUUGGCGUUUCUUUAUUCUGCACUACGAUGCGAUCAGGCAGUUUGAUUAACUGUCAAAAUAUCCGAGGUAUUUGGGCUUAACCGCAUAAAACGUCAUUCAAGUAGACACUGCAAUAAGAAAAACUUAACACAGUGGUGUCCUAGGCACAGAAAUAUAAAGGAGACAUAGUCAUUACGUUCUGUAUCAUUCCUCAGCUUCAUCCGCUUUCUGCACUUUCAUUUCAGGUCUUUCGAUUAA